AUGCCUCGAGAAAACAGCUUCAGCGACUCUGAGGGGCGCUCCGUCACCCCAGACCCAGAGGACGAGGAUUUCAUCAUCUCUCCCGCAUCACCCAACUACUCCCAGAGGCCGCCCAUGAUCAAUGUCCACGAACGUGCAGAGCUGGAUAGGGUGAAGUCUCGGACUUCGAAGAAGUCGAUGCACUCGAAGGUGUCCAGGGCGCACCCCUCGGCUGCCACGGGUCCAACCAGAGGAUGGGCGCUGCUCCCUCCCAAGGAGAAAUUUAGGGCGGCGGUGCGCAAGAUCAUGGCGAUUCGUCGCGGGACCACGUUCAAUAGCCUGGGGGCGCGUAUUGGGGCAGAGCCAGGUGUCGACCCGCGGCGCGCUUCGGCUGACGCGACAUACGGGCACAUCCACAGGCACUGUGAAAUCGAAAUUGUGGACUAUUCAGCACUUCGAUGUAUCUCGCGCAAGUUCACGAACGAGGAGUUUAUCGACCUCAUGGACCAGGACUCGCCCGAACCAGUGAAGAGGGACCCUUGGGUGAAGGUUCGAUGGAUAAACAUUGGUGGUAUAAGUUGGGACGUCAUAAAAGCCUUGGCGAUAAAAUACGAUUUGCACCCAUUGGCGCUGGAGGAUGUCGUGAAGGGCAACCCCAGAACGCGUUCAAAAGCUGACUACUACACCAAGCAUCUGUUCCUUCGUGUCCUCUGCCAUCAACUCGCUGAAGGGGAGCAAAACCCUGGCAUCACUGGUCCCGAACGUACAACAUCUCCUGAGCCACUUGAGGACGAGUAUGAUACCCGGAGCCCGUCCGAAGAGAAAGCUGAUGAGGACCGCACUCGACUCGGUAGCCCUACUUCUUUCAGACGCCGCAAGAAUCCUGUGUUACCUACCAGUCAGAAGGACGUCAAAUUCUCGAACAUGAGCAGCGCAGAAUCUCCAAAUAGCUUAUCGAAGCUUCUGAUGAGGGAGAGUGCCGCGAAAGCAGCUCGGGAGACUCGGCAGAAGGAAGAGGCAUCCUUGAAAGCUGUCAAACAUGGUGAAAGAGUGGAAGUCGAUGUAUCAUCCAUGUUCCUCUUCUUAUUCAGAGAUGGAACCGUGAUCUCGUUACACCCAUCGACAAGCCUGACCUUCACCGCUCCCAUUUCGCAGCGGCUCAGAGCUCUUGACACCGUUCUCAGGAAGUCGGCGGACCCCUCCCUGCUCAUCUACGCCAUCCUGGACCUCAUCGUUGACAGGGCCCUCCAAGUCAUCGACCAAUACCACGCCAACAUUAACCAAUAUGAACACGACAUUCUUUUGAGACCCAAGAUGAAAACCGUGAGGAGGCUGCACAUCCUCUCUGGCGAUCUGAUCCUCCACAAACGUACACUGGAGCCUAUUAAGACGCUCGUGUACGGGCUCCGCAGAUACGAUGUUGACCGCUGUGCGGCGCUCGUCGACAGCUCCGAUCCUGCGAAUGCUGGCAUCCCGAUUGUUGGCUUUAUGAGCCACAAGUCCAAGAUCUAUCUGGCCGAUGUAUAUGAUCAUAUGGAAUAUAUCUUGUCAAGUUUGGAUAUGUUCGCAGGGAUUGCGGAGAACUUGAUUGGUUACACUUUCAAUAUUGCUUCUUAUGAAAUGAACGAAGUCAUGCGUCGUCUGACGGUGGUAACAAUCAUUUUCUUACCCAUGACCGUCCUUACUGGUUACUUCGGAAUGAACUUCGUCGACUUUUGGUCUGUGAAUAACAAUAGCGACGUUUUCUUCUGGAUCCUCGCUCUACCUAUCUUGGGGCUGACAUUCCUCGUUGUGCUAUUCUCUGACAUUGAGAAACUCUUCUAUUAUCUGAAGAAGAGGUCAGAAACCAAAAAGAUCAUGAAUGACUCGCCCUUCAACCGGAAAUUCUAA
This is a messenger RNA of Cyclocybe aegerita, 1869 nucleotides long. Lineage: Eukaryota; Fungi; Basidiomycota; Agaricomycetes; Agaricales; Hemipholiotaceae. The record is from the annotation of a GenBank genome assembly.